AGGCAUCAAUAAAAUGUCAGCAAAGCUUCCCAACAGCCUCAGUUAUCAGCUGAAGAGCAAUAAGGAAGACAUGUUUGUUACUCAUUAACUCCAGCAGACUUUCUACCCUUCGGUCUGGACUGCAUCAAGAGACCUGAACACUUCAGUAAGUUCACCAAAGAUUUUCAUUUGGGAACAGGCCAAAAGAUGAGCGACAUUUUAGAGGAUGAAGGUGAUAUCUCCUUCACUGUAAAGUUUCUCGGCCGGGUCAAGGUGGUCCGGCCCUCUGGACAGCAGAUCCUGGAGGAAGCUGUUCAGAGUCUGAAGUCACCUGAUAAAUUCAACUCAGAAAAAGCAGCGAAGAAGAGCAAAGUCCUCAUCUUCCUGUCCAUGAGCGGGAUUGACAUUUUGGAACACAAAACCAAGUUCCUCCUGUACUCCUGCCCUCUCCCCACCGUCUCCUUCUGUGCCGUCCUGCGCGAUUCCCCCAAAGUCUUUGGCUUUAUAGCGCAGCAUCCUGCGGCUGACAUGUACCACUGCUACCUGUUCCAGAGCCAGAAGCUUGCUCCUGUCCUGGUGUCAGCUAUCGGCGAUGCUUUUCGAGCUUCAAAAAAGGAGCAGAACGUCAGAGGAGGGAGAGACCUGGUAGUGGAGGCACUCAGACACAAGAAUAAAGUGCUGCAGAGAGAAAACGACGAGCUGAGAAAGAAGCUUGGAGGACACAUCUAUGAGGUUUUGUCGUAAUGUUUGGACACACGGAUGAAAUUAAGGGACAGUUCCAUAAAAAUAUAAACGGUGGACGCAAGUGUGGGUGUGUGACUGUGGUGGUGCAUAAAAAAUAUAUGCAAACACAUACAGAUAAAUAUACAGAGUAAACAACAUGACAGAUGAGUUCAAUUCUAUUUCAUUUGGAAAUGAAAUAAGUUUAUGAUUUUUUUAGCCUUUGACGUGAAAUGAAUGUCCAUUUGUUUAAAAAAAGGAUUAUGAUCUUUACUGUAUUUAAUUUACUGUAUUUAAUCUUUUCUUUCCACCUUUAUUUGAGUGCUUUUACUGCAACCAGUAAUAUCAUAAACUUGAUUUUUGAAGUCAAUCACGAACAACAAUAUGUUGUUUUUUUUUUUUUUUGGCAAGAAAAAGCUAACAGGAAAUAAAAAAUAAAUUUGAGAGUUAAAGCAGACAAUGUAUUUUGCAGGCUCUGUGUAUUUUUCCGGCAGUUCGUUUGAAACAAAAAAUGAAAAAGCAAAAGCAGAACCGUCUUUUCGUUUUUUCAACCAAAACGAUAAAUUGGAUAUCAAACCGGUCCGUGUAUUUUCAGGCAGUGUGUGAAGAAAGUGCACAAAACGAAAAUGGGAAAACCGGAUAACGAACUCUCAAUUUCAAUUUUCAUGAUCUCGUUUUUGACAGGCGGUCUGACCCGGAUGUCCUCUGUGUCCGGCUGACUCGGGUCCGUUUCACUCAUGGACAUUACAAGUCAGUUUAAGCAAUGCUCCUGUAAGAAACAGAUCAUACCAGACAUGGCAGACACCAAACAUUGAACAUCACCACAAAUGCAGCAUCCCCAUUGUGCAGCAUGCUGGUGGCAGCAUCAUGCUGUGGAGAUCUUUCUCAGCAACAGGCCCUGGAAAGCUUGCAAAGGUAGAAGGGGAAAUAAACCACAACUUCAGAGAAUCAUCCGGCUAAAGCCACACAGAGAUGGUUUGAAAACAAACACGACGGAUGUUCUAGAAUGGCCUAGUAAAAGCUCAGACUUCAAUCCCACAGAGAAUUUGUGGCCGAUCCCCACACAACCGGACUUUGACUCACUUUCACAUGAAGAGGUUUGUUUUGUAUUUUAUUUGUUAAAAAGCAAAUUUUGUUGAUGAUUGAUUUUUUUAAAAGCA
Gambusia affinis (western mosquitofish) is the source of this 1859-nucleotide messenger RNA. RefSeq names its product PTB domain-containing engulfment adapter protein 1-like. The transcript has 7 exons. NCBI's taxonomy places the organism in Eukaryota, Metazoa, Chordata, Actinopteri, Cyprinodontiformes, Poeciliidae. The record is from RefSeq and is a predicted model, not a curated record. Bases 187 to 723 code for a protein of 178 amino acids.